GCUGUGCACGCAGCGUUCACAGCCUAGCCGAAUAGCUACACUCAUCCAGCGCACCUUCAACAUUCCCUGCAACACAGAAAAAUCUACAAUUUCCGACAUGUGAUAGAGAAAGUCGGUGCAAGAGCCGGUGCGCAGUUUUUGGGAGCGGAUGCAAUUGUGCGUGCUGCGGAACUACUCAAGACUAAUAGGCCGUCGUAGAAGUAAACGAAGUGGUUGGCAACUCUUCUGGUCUGUGAUUGCGCCGCCACUGGAAUUCGAGCAACCGGAAACAAGAUGCCGGUGACGCUGACGCCUGGCAACGCCUCGGCCGCGCUGAAGACUGCUGCAUUGGCUACAGUGAUCUCCGUCGGCUGGGCGGAGCUGAGUCGCAGAACUACGCGGAUCAUUGGCCACACGCGCGGAGCUACACUUCUCGACAUCGCACAUCUUGUUUUAUCCUUGGUGACAAUAUUCCUCUACGCGGCAAAGUCUUAUAUUCUCUGGCCACAAAACGUACUUGUCCCCAUGGAUCAAGCAGUUCUACUCAACGUUGCUGCUUGCGACUGCAUCACGGCCAUCACUGUCGCCAUCGUCUGCCUGGUGUCUCUGCAAAGGUUCUUCGGCGCCCAGUAUUCGUCCUCAUGCUUGUUCCUUGUGGUGGCCAUCGUGUUCACGGCAUCGGCUACGGAUGUGUGUGGAUUUCAAGCGAGGCUCGUAGCCUCCACCUCACUUACAGCCGAAGGCGAUUUUGCGACAAGCCUUCUCAUCCUGAACGCCCUGAUUCCUUGCGUCACUGCCGGGAACCUGGUGGCCUGUGGCCUUCGUGACACCCUCGUUUACAGUCGACGUUCCGGCAAGUUCCAGGUGACUGGGGAAGAGGAAUCCUAUUCUCCAUUAGGACUCUUCGUCUGUAUUCCUAUACACAGAAACCUCAAGAAUAUACUCGGGAAAUCCGUUACCAGGGUUCGCGACCUCAUCAAGCCAAGCCUUCACAGUUUGUGUGCAAGGACCGUAAGAAAGCUUUAUGGUGCUGUCCGAAAGGGUGCAUCCUCCGGAAGCCAGCGCCGCUUCAUGUUCGGCCUCUUUCGUGUCGUAUGGCGCGACUUGCUGUGGAUUAUCAGCUCCGGCAUAGCCUACUAUCUUGUCGUCAUCGGAAGGGCCAUGGUGCUGGAGUCUCUCAUUGCUGGAACAUCGAACAUGGCGUCCAUGAUACUGCUCUUCGCGAUAUCGUGUCUCGCCGACGGCGCUCUCACUUGCUACAUGAACCACAAUGCUCUGCGGUUCACGGAGAAGGUGCAGGUGCUCACUCAAGGGGCGAUUCUCCGAAGGGUGUUGAACUACUCUCCAGCGGAACGUGCUAAGGUUUCCUCUGGAUACAUUGUGUCAGUCAUGGGUGUCGACUGCACCAUCCUCGCGUUCAGUGCCCAGCUCAUACUGCUACCGGUGUCUGGCUUGCUAACCUUGCCAAUUGUCAUCUACAUGCUGACAACUCGAGUGGGCCUGGGCCCAGGGCUGAGCUGCGGGUCGGUACUACUGGCCGCGCUGAUUGGAUUUUGGAUUGCGGUGGUGUCCUACUACAGCCUUCAGCGGCGCAGCAUGAAACUUCGUGACGACCGGCUGAAGUCCAUGCUCGACCUCCUCAGUUCCAUACGAACCGUGAAGAUGUAUGCGUGGGAACAAAAUCACCUCGACUCCCUAAAACGCCUGAGGGAGCGGGAGUUGAGGCAUGUUCUCAAAGUCAACAUGAUCAAUGGAACGGUGGACGCCAUCUACAGUGCACUGAGUUCUUUGUUGAUCAUAAUAAUGUACGGGGCGCUGGCUCUCCUGGACCCGACUCGACUCCUGACGGCUUCCGAGGCAUUCUCUUGUAUAUACCUCCUAUCACUGAUCGAAGGUUUCUGUGCUACAUUGACGAUCGCCAUGAGGACAAUAAACUCGACUGGCAUUGCCCUCCACCGAGCGGUGAAGUUAUGUACUGGAGAAGAAGCAUCUGAUGAUCCAGUUUUCAUCACAGACUCUUGCGUUCAAAAAGGUGAGGUGCUUUUGCAGGACUGCACCUUCUCCAGGACCGGUGACGAAGGCUGCCAGCCGGCUCUUAAAGGGAUAAACCUGAGCGUGCCCCCAGGCUCACUAGUGGCCAUCGUUGGCUUCGUCGGCAGCGGAAAGUCCACGCUUCUAGCCGCCAUCUUGGGAGACCUGCACCGCGUCGAGGGCACCAUCCGCAUCAGCGGCACCAUCGGUUACGUGCCGCAAGCUGCCACGGUAUUCAACGCCACAUUGCGAGACAACAUCCUAUUUGGGAAGUCAUACGACCCGGCCCUCUACCGGCGCGUGUUGGAAGCAUGCGAGCUAGUCAAGGACAUUAACUCCUUUCCUGCCGGAGACCUGACUGAAAUUGGCGAAAAGGGCUACAACCUGAGCGGCGGUCAGAAGCAGCGCGUGUCUCUGGCACGGGCUGCCUACCACCAGUGCAGUAUCUACGUCCUCGACGACCCGCUUAGCGCGCUCGACCCGCAAGUAGGAUCCAAGGUCUUCAAAAAGCUUCUCGGCAAGAGCGGGAUGCUCAGGGACAAAACCCGGCUGCUGGUGACCAACCAGGGUUACCUCCUGAAGCACGUCGACCAGUUGUACCUGAUGCAUGGAAAGACGGGCGUGUCAUACAGCCGCCAUUCAGAGCUACUGAAAGAUCCAAGGGCACCGGCUACCCUAACGCUCGGAACGCCAGGCACUGCACUGCUGGAACAGGAGAAAACCACAGAAGCCUACGACGCCAAGGAAGACCAAUCUAAAGGAAAAAUUAUCAAGGAUGAGAAGAAUGUUUCGACAAAGAGCGCGUCUGAAGUUAUGUGGGCCACACUCAAGAUGUGUGGUUGGUGCCUGUGGCCGGGAGUCUUGUGCCUGGCAGCGAGUGCUGCAGCUGCGUCCUGGCAGUUGGUAUGGAUCAAAGACUGGACGGAUGCCAGUGCGCCAGGAAGCACCAGGAACCCCUAUGACCCCUACUGGAUGCAGGGACUGGCCGCUUUAUCCGUGGGCGCUGUGGCCACCCGCCUGGCUGGCAACGUGCUGCUGUCAUUCGCCAUAAACCGGCUCUCCCGGGUGCUGCACCACGACAUGCUCGAACACGUGCUGUUCAGUCCGGUGUCGUUCUUCGACGCGACUCCGCGGGGCAGAAUCCUGAACCGGUUCACCUCCGACCUCAACGACGUGGACACUCGCAUGGCCGUGCUGGGCCGCCAGACGAUCCAGAACAGCCUGGUGGCCCUCUCGCGGCUAGCAGUUAUAGGCACCGAGAGCCUUGCCAUCAUCGGUGUCGGCGUCGUCGUGUUAGUCAUUUUCACAGUCGGCUUAAGUGUCCUUACUCGUGCGGUGAAUGCGACGCGCUACAUCCGGAGUGCACACUUUUCGCGCGUGCUUCAGCACGUGACGGAGACCGUCGACUCGCUGACCAUCGUGCGUGUGUUUGGUAUGACGGAGCGCUUCUAUGCGCGCUUCUGCCGCCUGGCGGACCAGAACCUGCGUGUCUCCCUCGCCUCGGUCACGUGUGGCAGGCUAACGAGGACGUUCGCUGUGGCCUGCAGCCAGGUUAUCGUGCUCUGCACACUGCUGUUCAGCGUCAUCGGAAUGAAUCCGGACGAUGUGUCGAGCUCGAGCAGCAUCGGCCUUUCUCUCAACUCGUCUCUGUCGAUUCCAUCCAUGAUGAGCAUGAUCUGCAUCACCUACUUGGGGAUGACACAGAUUAUGGUCGCUUUGGAGCGUGACAUAGAGUUCACGGAGCUGCCGAAAGAGGUGGAAGUCGAGAAGGUCGUCGUCGAGUCACGAAAACGUAGCAAACCAGAUUCCAACGGCAGUAGUUCCUUGACUCCGGUGCACCGAAUCGACUCGACUUGGCCUACGCACGGAUGCAUUGAGUUCCAAGACUUCUCCGCCUCGUACAGGCCUAUGGUGCUCGAGGAUUCGCUCAAGCACGUCACAUUCACAGUGCAUUCAAAGCAAAAGGUUGGCAUCGUAGGUCGCACUGGCGCGGGCAAGUCAUCCCUGGUACUAGCCCUGCUGCGAGUGCUCAAGAGCACCAAUGGGCGGAUACUCAUCGAUGACGUCGACAUCGCCUCCGUGCCGCUGCCAAGGUUGCGCACAGCCAUCACCGUCAUCCCUCAGGACCCGAAUCUUGUGCGGGGCACGCUCCGUGCCAACUUGGACCCCACGCAGAAGCACUCGGACGACGAGUUGUGGCAGGUGUUGCGGCAGGCCAACCUCGCCGAAUUUGUGUCCAGGCAGCCGCUCAAGCUGCUGCUCGAGACCGGAGAUGGGGGCAGCAAUCUGAGUGCUGGGCAGCGGCAGUUGGUGUGCUUGGCUCGCGCCCUGCUGCGAAGACCCAAGAUCCUGGUGCUGGACGAGGCUACCUCGCACAUGGACGGUGACACAGACCGCCUGAUCCAGGCGACACUGCGGGACAGCUUCGCCAACUUCACACUGCUCACCGUGGCCCACCGGCUGCACACCGUGCUCGACUACGACAGGAUACUCGUUAUGAGCGAAGGCACCGUCGUCGAAUAUGGAACUUUGGAUGAGCUUCUCAGCGACCGCACGUCAAUGUUCUACGACAUGGCAACCAAAGCGGGAAUCGUGCCCAGCUGCCUUCCGGACAAGGAUCUGCCACCUCUUUCAGAGCCUAGUACAACACACUUAUAAGAGGACGCCGCUUCGCAGUGUACAGGAGUGCCUCGUUGAACCCACAGAAGUAGUGCACGAACUGGCUCACGAGCUGUACAAUUCUUGAAAAGUGCGCGCUUCUAUAUUGCUUGGAGGAAAUUGCACCACAUGAGUGCUCACACAGCAUGCGUGAAGCAUGCUCAAGGUCAUAAGAAAAACGUCUCGGAUGUUGACCAUUUAUUUCGACACAGAUACCAGGCAGUGGUACCUUUCUACAGAGCGUCACUGAAUUCAAUAGCUCAGAAGCGUGCAUCGAAAUGUGUCCUUGGUUUGAAAGAGGUGAUUUUUUUUUAUGUUCGAGAGUCUGCAGCCACUGAAUGCUUGUCACUCGUAGGCGUCGACACAUCCACUGACGCUAAAUAGUUGCUGCAAACGUUCGCAUAACCCGAAUUUCUCGGUUUACUUCCUCAAUAAACUCGAACUUAGGAACAAAUUAUUGCAAAUUUUGAGUGUUAUCAUGUAAUAAAGACGUGCUUCGGCA
This is a messenger RNA of Dermacentor silvarum, 5170 nucleotides long. RefSeq names its product ATP-binding cassette sub-family C member 2-like. Gene Ontology annotation, cellular component: membrane. The transcript is spliced from 27 exons. The record is from RefSeq and is a predicted model, not a curated record. The coding region runs from base 274 to 4668 and encodes 1464 amino acids. Gene Ontology annotation, molecular function: ATP binding; ATP hydrolysis activity; ABC-type transporter activity. NCBI's taxonomy places the organism in Eukaryota, Metazoa, Arthropoda, Arachnida, Ixodida, Ixodidae. Gene Ontology annotation, biological process: transmembrane transport.